CAUGACAAUUUAAGCGAUGCCCCCCUGUCCAAGAAGGUGGAAGGAACCCCUAAGUCUUGCACUGGCAUGUUUUUGGGUUCAUUCUCUGUUCGGGAACGGAGCGGUGCUCACCGAAAAUCUCACUCGAGGUGGAUCAGUUCGCAGCUUCGGAUUCCAUGUCUUCACUGGAGGACGAGGUGCACUGUGAGAGCAUGGCACAAAAAGAGAAGCUUCAGUGUCUGAAGGACUUCCACAAAGACACCCUGAAACCAUCCCCGGGUAAAAGUCCUGGUACCCGACCGGAGGACGAGGCCGAGGGGAAACACCCGCAGCGAGAGAAGUGGGCGAGCAAGCUUGACUUUCUUUUGUCGGUGGCCGGUGGGUUUGUCGGGUUAGGGAACGUCUGGCGCUUCCCGUAUCUCUGCUAUAAGAAUGGUGGAGGUGCAUUUCUCGUUCCAUACUUCAUCUUUCUGUUCGGUGGAGGACUCCCCGUCUUCUUCCUGGAGGUGGCUCUCGGUCAGUUCACCUCUGAGGGAGGGAUCACAUGCUGGGAGAAAAUCUGCCCCAUCUUCACUGGUAUCGGCUACGCUUCCAUCGUGAUCGUGUCCUUGUUGAACGUUUACUACAUCGUCAUCCUGGCCUGGGGUUUGUACUACCUGUUCCAGUCCUUCAAGUCCGAGCUUCCCUGGGCCAGCUGUGACAACCCGUGGAACACGAAGAACUGCAUCGAGGACACGCUCCGCAAGAACCUUACCCUCGGUGGGGCGGUCAACACUACCAACUUCACCUCGCCAGUCACAGAGUUCUGGGAGCGGAACGUGCUCAGUAUCUCUGAUGGCAUCGGGGACAUGGGUCCUGUCAAAUGGGACCUGGCUUUGUGUCUCCUGGCUAUGUGGGUCAUCUGUUUCUUCUGCAUUUGGAAGGGUGUAAAGUCCACUGGAAAGGUUGUUUACAUCACAGCAACCUUCCCAUUUGUCAUGCUGGCUAUCCUCCUGGUCCGUGGCGUCACUCUUCCCGGGGCAGCCGCGGGCAUCAAGUUCUAUCUGUAUCCUAAUAUCACCCGUCUGGAAGAUCCUGAGGUUUGGAUCGAUGCAGGGACGCAGAUUUUCUUCUCCUACGCUAUCUGUCUCGGAGCAAUGACGUCGCUGGGAAGCUACAACAAGUACAGAUACAACUGUUACAGGGACUGUUUGCUGUUGGGAGGCCUGAACAGCGCUACCAGUUUUGUGUCUGGCUUCGCAAUAUUUUCCAUCCUGGGCUUCAUGGCACAAGAGCAAGGGGUGGACAUUGCCGAUGUGGCAGAGUCAGGUCCUGGCUUGGCCUUCAUUGCUUACCCUAAAGCUGUGACAAUGAUGCCACUGCCUACGUUUUGGGCCAUUCUUUUCUUCAUCAUGCUUCUGCUACUGGGUCUCGACAGUCAGUUUGUCGAAGUGGAAGGACAGAUCACAUCACUGGUGGAUUUGUAUCCAUCCUUCCUACGGAAGGGUUACCGUCGAGAAAUCUUCAUAGCUAUAAUAUGCUUUAUGAGCUACCUGCUGGGACUGACCAUGGUCACUAAGGGUGGCAUGUAUGUGUUUCAACUCUUUGACUACUAUGCAGCCAGUGGUGUGUGCCUUUUGUGGGUUGCAUUUUUUGAAUGCAUUGCUGUAGCCUGGGUUUAUGGCGCAGAUAAUUUCUAUGAUGCAAUCGAGGACAUGAUUGGCUACAGACCAAAUCCCUGGAUGAAGUGGUGCUGGAGUGUAAUCACGCCUUUGCUUUGUGUGGGAUGCUUUAUUUUCUCUUUGGUUAAGUACAAGCCUCUGACGUACAACAAGGUCUACGAGUACCCGGACUGGUCCAUCGGAUUGGGCUGGACCCUCGCCCUGGCCUCCAUGAUUUGCAUUCCGAUGGUGGUUGUGAUCAAGAUCAUCCAGUCUGACGGGCCGCUCAUUGAGAGGAUAAAAUCAGUGGCGGCUCCGGUGCGAGGCGGCGGCAGUUCGCGCCCUCAGGAUUACCGAGUGAAGGGCUCCGAACUGGCACACCCGCUCGACCCCAACGGGAACAACGGCUUGAUAAAGCCCACCCACACCAUCGUAGAAACCAUGAUGUGAGCGCUCUCUAUGAGAGACAUCAAUCACCUACUUUCCAUUAUAUAUGUACAUAUAUAUCGAUUUAUUAUUAAAGAAAUAUUGAUAUAGCGGUAAGACCAGGUUUACAUAUCUUAUGUAUCUGCACUAGGAGUCCUUUUGUUUUUCUUUAUUAUAAUUUUUUUUUUAUUUUAACAGAGGAAGUUACACAUAUUUUUAUCAGUCUAUGCUUUUAAUAUUUUUAUCAGAAAUCUUAUUAUAUUACCGUUAAUACUGUAGCUGUAAUUAGAGCGAAGAUUAAUUCCCAAAUGCACACGCCGGCUGUAAAUAAUGUCAUCUAUUCUGUGCGGACGAAAGAUGAAGUGAAGUGGACAAGAGACAAGAGACAUAAAUGUUUAUGGUGUUUGUGAAGAAAUGUACACUGGGAGAAUACAUUAUACAUUUACAUCCUUACAUCCUUAAUCACGGUAAUUUAGGUAAAUAUUUUAAUACGUUUUGUGCUACAAUAAAGGAAUAUAUGUAUUGACUACACAGGUAAUACUCAGAGGUGGGUAGGUUAGCCAAAAUUCUACAUAUAGAAUAUAGAAACAGCAGAUCAUUCAUCUGCAUAUUGAUUCGUCUUUUUACACAGUAUGCACUCCUGUCCCACCCCUCCUGUUUAUCUGGGCUUAGGAUCUGCACUAAUGGUGCACUGACAUGGUUAGUUCACGUUACACCAUGCACCUUUAGUAUUUGUGAGCCCAGAGCUCACGCUUUGCUGUUUCUAGCAGUGUGGAUUUUACCACCAUGCCACGCUAGCUCUCAUAACUGGUGCAAUUACGACCUCUGCUGGCUGAUUGAUGACGUUGGGAAAUAAUGCUGAUCAAGGUGUGUCUCUCUGUGCACAAAGCUGAUCCGCAUAUGAACUCGCCUCAUGCAGGUGAAAAGAUGCAGUCGGGUAUUGCUCACGUGUCAGGGUGUGUCAGUUCGCUCUCCUCAAUCAGAGAGGAGAUUGGCAUCAGUGGAGAGGAAGCAUAUCACAAUUGGGUAAAAAUUGGAUGUGCUAAAAAUCGGGAGAAAAUGUGAGAAAAUGCAUAAAAAAAUAAGAAUAAUAAAUACUAACAAAUAAAAUGACAGUGGAGGUCUUUACUACCCACCUAUGAUCAUAUCACGCUAUUUUAUAUUAUAAGUGCAGUAGUUAUUACAAAGUGUCGUAUAUACAUCCAGGUAAAAUGCAUACAAAAGCAUUGCUAGCACAGUGCAGGCAUUCGCACCCUUAAAUAAAUGCUACGUGGGCGCAAACGAACAUCAGACGCCUCUCAACUUUCGGCCAUUCGAAUAUGUUUUGCCUACCUGUAACCGUGGCACUGUUUAGCUACAGGGUUGGAUUUAAGAAGACUACACUGGUUGCAACGUUUUAAAAAUGAAUAAUCUUUAAUAAUUUUAGUGUUUUUAUCUGGAAGGAAACUGUGUCUGUUUGUAUCAACACCAAUUCCAUGAUUGUUAUAACGUGUGCAUCAUGUUAGCGACAGCACAAAGGACACUACGAUCUUUUCUGCACCGGAGACGCCGCGGCGCUCGAGUACAAACGUUCACACUAAAUAUAAACUCUCUCUAAACCACUAGAAACAAACAAAACAACGAACUGUAGCUCAUUUACGUAAACUGCUAGGCUGUACUGCCUGUGUUCUCUGUGUAUUCUGUAUUCUCAAGCACAAAACUGUAAAUCUGUAAACAUCUAUAAACAGAACUGAUAUAAUCGGUUAUUACUGGAGAAAUCUGAUGUAAUGAACGACUAAAACUGAUCCACUCUGUCCCACCUUCAGCACCUCCUAACAAACAGUAAAUGUGUUCUAAUGGAAUAAGCUUUAUAAGAAUGUAUAAUGCGGCACGUCGUCACUGAAAUGUAAAACAGAUUCAUCCUGUCGCACCUUUUAUCGUUUCGCCCUUUGUAUUCGGAUUAUUCGGAUUGUACUUCGGCUUCUUGAUGCACUUCCUGUUGUUUUAUAGGACGGAAAAAUUUAUCUACAGCUUUUAAUCAAUCGGUGCAAUUUGUAACGUGCAAUACUUUGUAGAACGACGUGCAUCGUUCCUGUCUUUUAGAAAGAUGGUACUUUCAGUGAAUCAUUUCUUUAUAUCAAAGUAAGAGAAAGAAAAGACCAGCACAUGGGGGGCCAAUUUAAUUCAGUUUAAUUAUCACUUCAAUCAGAGGUAAAUAAAACGAUGAAUGUUUUUUGUCACUGUAAUCAUUUCAUUCAAUAAUUUUGGAAUAACUUAAUAACCUAAAGCGAGCAUUAUUAUCAUUAUUAUUAUUUGGAUGUUUUUUAAUGUUAUUUAGUGCACAUGUAAGGCCUGCUGUUUCUUUAAAAACAAUAAUGAAUUUAUUAAUAUGGCUCAAGCACAAGAGAUUUAUAAUCAUGAUGCGGAAACAAACGUUCGACUGAUAAAUAUUGUUAAAUACGUUCUUUCAGAAAGUAAUAAAGACUUUGUAUGUUUUCCUUUUGUAACGAGUAAGAAUAACAAGCAAACAUUGUAUUUUAAAAGAAUUUGGAAAAGCUACACUUUUUUAUUUCCUAAUAAACAUUUAUUUUUGAAAAAAAA
Messenger RNA from Trichomycterus rosablanca, 4625 nucleotides. RefSeq names its product solute carrier family 6 member 6b (gene slc6a6b). NCBI's taxonomy places the organism in Eukaryota, Metazoa, Chordata, Actinopteri, Siluriformes, Trichomycteridae. The record is from RefSeq and is a predicted model, not a curated record. Bases 156 to 2069 code for a protein of 637 amino acids. Gene Ontology annotation, biological process: neurotransmitter transport; sodium ion transmembrane transport; taurine transmembrane transport. Gene Ontology annotation, molecular function: taurine:sodium symporter activity; gamma-aminobutyric acid:sodium:chloride symporter activity. Gene Ontology annotation, cellular component: plasma membrane. The transcript has 14 exons.